Molecule: messenger RNA, 1007 nt
Organism: Suricata suricatta (meerkat)
Lineage: Eukaryota; Metazoa; Chordata; Mammalia; Carnivora; Herpestidae
Product: ankyrin repeat domain-containing protein 26-like
Exons: 6
Coding region: 111-1007 (298 amino acids)
Molecular function (GO): protein binding
Source: RefSeq, a predicted model, not a curated record
UUACGCCGGCUCAAACACUGCCUAACCGUCCAGGUAUUGUGGCAGACAGUUUGGCUCUUGCGAGGAGCUAAGUGAGAGUUGAAGUCUCUGUGAACCCCCUAGCCUGAGUAAUGAAGAAAAUUUUUGGCCUAUGUGUGAAGAAGGGCGUAUCGCCCUCUGAUGCCGCCUGUAGCUCCCGGAAGAAUGGCAAGGGCGAAGGGAGAGAGAGGAACCGAACCCACCACUCCCAGGCGGGCUACCACAUCCGGAAGAGAGAUCUUAGGAUGAUUCAUGAGGCGGCCACCGAGGGCAAUGCUGAUGCGGUACAAGAUAUUCUCCGUUUUGGAAUAAAUGGCCUCAACGACAGAGAUAGAAAGCGCAGGACUCCUCUCCACCUGGCCUGCGCCAAUGGCCAUUCAGAAGUGGUCGCUGUCCUAGUAGAGAGGAAAUGCCUUCUUAACCUCUUUGAUAAUAAAAAGAGGACAGCUCUAACGAAGGCUGUACAGUGUGCGGAUGAGAAAAGUGUAACUAUCCUGCUAGAACACGGUGCUGAUCCAAAUUUUAUGGACAAGAGUGGCAACACUGCUCUUCACUAUGCUGUCUUUGGUGACAAUAUAUCAAUAGCAGAGAAGCUGCUUUUACACAAUGCAGACGUUGAAGCCAGAAAUAAGGCUGGCCUCACACCACUUCACCUUGCCAGAAAGGAGAACAACGAGAUGAUGGUGGAACUUUUAGCAGAAAAGACUGCAGCUGGAGAUUCAGUUCAUAAUACGAAAAGCGAUUGCCACCGAAUAUCCAGUCAUCAAGAAGACAACACAUCAAAAAAUUCUUGCCAAAGUCGCCAUCUAGGGACCCCAAUGACACCCAGAUUUGAUUCCUCACUAGAAGGACUCAGGGGACUCGGCACAGAGUGGUACACAUGCCGGUGGUUGAUGAUGGUGAGUGGAUACAAAGGCAAAUCUGCAGGGGAAAAGGUGCACGGAGUGAGGUCCGGAGGAGACCCGGAGCCUGCAUGCAGGAAUCCUUAA